UGGCUUACAUAAGGAACCAUUGCAGCCAAACCCAGAUGAGGUCAACCUCUCGGACGGGGAUUUCUACGAUGACACCGGCGCCAGUAACAACGACUACGAAGUAGUCCAAGAUCCCGACAUGGCCGCAACGCUAGGCUUCGUGAGCUUUGGCGCCCAAGAUAACGACUUACGCCCCGCCAAAAAGCGACGCUUCAACCCCCAGUCCGGCAGCGCCAUCAUCGCGGACGACGCCUCCCGCUCAAUGGAGGCCACAGCGGAAUCGACCUCCACACUGGCGGGCUACCACAAAGCACAGCUGCCCAGCAGCAAACGGACAAAGCCAGCAACCACAGACGAAAUCACCUAUUCCGACUCCGACGACGGAACCGGCAAGGGUGACAACGCCAACAAGAACGACGACGAUUUCGAGCUGGACCUCGACCCGGGAGCGCCGCCGUCGCCAUCCGCCGAGGGCACAUCCACCCGAACCCCUGCUGCAGCAGUGGGGGCAGUGGACGCAGGAGGCCCUACGCCCACCUCAGCCUCGGCAUCGGCGUCAACUUCAGGCCCAUUCCAGCCCUCCGCCCGCGGUGGCAGAGGUGGUGGACGAGGCGGCGGCGUGAGAGACGGAGGAGCAGGGGGAGGAGGAGGAGGAGCCAAUCCGCAGUGGUACAUCGACUACUACGACCCCAGCAGCAAUGAGAACCCGUGGGAAGGGAUGGAGAAGUUCAAGGGCCUAGAGCCCGUGGGGACGUGGUUGCCAUCGCGCUGGGCUUCUAGUAACGAUGCCGCUGGGGUUGGGGCGGCGCGUCAGGAGGUUGGUGCCGGAGCGGGAGGGGAGGGUACUGUGCUUGCUUCCACGGCCACGGCUGCUUGAGUGAGCGGUCGCCUCAUCUUUGAGGUCAUCGGUAGCAGUAUGGUGGUAACUAUG
Molecule: messenger RNA, 910 nt
Organism: Chaetomium strumarium
Lineage: Eukaryota; Fungi; Ascomycota; Sordariomycetes; Sordariales; Chaetomiaceae
Exons: 2
Coding region: 119-856 (245 amino acids)
Source: RefSeq, a predicted model, not a curated record